Messenger RNA from Tripterygium wilfordii, 2089 nucleotides. RefSeq names its product E3 ubiquitin-protein ligase MARCHF11-like. NCBI's taxonomy places the organism in Eukaryota, Viridiplantae, Streptophyta, Magnoliopsida, Celastrales, Celastraceae. Gene Ontology annotation, molecular function: zinc ion binding. The coding region runs from base 329 to 1879 and encodes 516 amino acids. The record is from RefSeq and is a predicted model, not a curated record. The transcript is spliced from 8 exons.
UCAGGGAGACCGCGCGCACUGAAGUUUUAGUUGGGAGAGUGUGUAUAGGAUGUGGGUGGCAGUAACAGUCGAAGUAAUAGUAUGGCGGAUCUUCUCAUAAACAACUGUUGCCAUAAAUGAAAGGGAAUCAUAUAUUCAUAUCACAAUCUCCCUACCACCACGGCACACCUCCCAUUAAAUGACACUUCUUUGCUUGCUUUCAUUUCCCCUUCUCACUUUCUCAGCUGGUACCCUUUCCAGCUUUCGAUCAGCUUGAGAUAGGCUUAUUUUUAUUGAUUGGUUUCUGGGCUUUGUGGUUCUGUGGUGUUUGUUCGUCUUGUAUGAUAGAAUGGGAACAGAUGAGGAUCCUGCAGUGGAUCAAAAGCACGAUGUGGGUGCAAUCCAAACAAGCGUUGUCAUUCCAAUUCAUAAGGUUGAAGACACAACCGGAACAACUGAAGAAACUGCCCAUGUUCAUAACUGGAGGAGGAAAAACCUUGUCUUAGAGAUACCCUCAAGAGAACUGGAAGACCCCCCUCAGGAUACUGUUGUGAUUAAGAUGCCCCCAACUCCUAGUCCCACUCCAAGGAAAGUGAAUUUCUUCUUGACACCAAGUUCUAGUGAUGCAAAAGCAGCUACUGGGUCUCCAGGGCCCUCCUCAGUUAGAGGCAAAUCAUCCUUUAAGAGUCUGUUACCAAAACUAAGCUUCAAGUAUCGGAAUUCUACUUUCGAUGUUGAAAGGGCCCCCAAUCCAACUCAAGAAGCUUCAUCUACAGGGCCACGAGAGAAACCGUCAAUCCCAAGGUCAUUGUCACUUACAAAGAUAUUCACUCCUAGGAUGAAGAGAACAGCUUCACUGCCUGUAACUCCAAUUGCACACUCCAACCUAGGGUCUGCACAUGGAGGAAAUGCAGCUGUUACUCCAAAUUCAAGGAGGAAAGCAGCUCAAGUGAGCAUGAACCGGUCACUCUCGAUGCCUAUCAACAAUAAAGAAAGAAGCAUAAGGCAGAUGGAUUCCUUUUUCCGUGUGAUUCCUUCAACUCCUCGAGUGAAGGAAGGAGAUAUAACGUCAAAUACAUCACCUACAGUUGACGCUGAAAAUAGUGAUGCUGAUGGUGAAGACAUACCUGAAGAAGAGGCUGUUUGUAGGAUUUGUCUGGUUGAACUCUGUGAAGGAGGUGAAACCCUUCAAAUGGAGUGCAGCUGCAAAGGAGAGCUUGCUCUGGCCCAUCAAGAAUGCGCUGUAAAAUGGUUUAGCAUCAAGGGUAACAAGACCUGUGAUGUGUGCAAACAAGAGGUCCAGAAUCUACCGGUGACUCUAUUACGAAUUCAAAGUGUUCAAACUCGAAUUGCAAGAACAAGUAGGGGUCAACAGACAGAUCUUGAUGGAUACAGGAUUUGGCAGGAAGUGCCCAUCCUCGUCAUUGUGAGCAUGCUUGCCUACUUCUGUUUUCUUGAACAACUCCUGUCUUUCUACAUGCAGGUAGGGAAGAUGGGGACUAGUGCAAUAGCCAUAUCACUUCCAUUUUCAUGUGUCCUUGGUCUCAUUGGAACCAUGACCUCCACAACAAUGGUGACCAGAAGGUUUGUCUGGGUUUAUGCAGCAAUUCAAUUUGCUUUGGUGGUUCUCUUCGCACAUAUUUUUUACUCAUGGGUUCAUGUGCAAGCAAUUCUAUCUAUUCUCCUAGCAACAUUUUCUGGGUGUGGUGUGGCAAUGAGUGGGAGUUCAAUUGUUGUGGAGUUUUUGGGAUGGAGAAGAAGACGGCAUACUCUACCAGAUCGGCUUAAUGGUUCCAUAGCGGCACCACAUCACGGCCAGCCUGCUCGACCUGUAAAUUCAUCUACUGAUCAGGUUCACCAAACUGAAGCGGAAAAUCCAGAAACUUUUGGUGGCAGUUGAAAUAAUUUUUUAAGACUAGCAACUUAUUGAAGCUCAUAGUUGGAUCAUGUUGUAUUUAAGAUAUCACAAGUAUUCUUUGGCUUUUUGCUUUUGUAAUAUAUAUAUAUCAAAUUACUCCUGUUAUGUAAAUGAAUGUGCAUAGAUCCGGGUUGUAAUAGCUUUAAUAGUCAGGGUGAUUGCAAGAUUAUGAUAGAAUUCUAUUUGCGGCAA